CAAAAAAAUUGAGGGUACGGAUUGUUAACUCUUGUUGACCAGGCGGGCUCCGUAAGCGCUAAUUGAACCGUGCGUAGCGCAGAAUUUGGGUGAAGUAUGGAGUCCUGGAUACCUGCUCUAUUAUCUGUCCUCGUGCUAAAUCCAUUCAGAACUUCAACACUUAAAGUUCCACCUCUUAAUUACUGUUAUACGGAUGAUACCUGCGGUCCAUAUCAGUGGGUGACAUCCUUUCCUUCUUGCAUCACCAAAGAUUCUACACUGCAUUCUCCCAUCAACCUGAAACAUGUUGAUAUUAGGAACGACUCUGUCGAUCCUCUGGAGCUGCGAGGCUUCACUAAACCUCAGAGUUCCUGGACUGUAAGGAAUGCCCGUGACACUGUUGCUGUGGAGUUUCAAGCAGGCAUGAGUGCGAACGGUGGCAGUAUAAAGCAUAAUUACCGAAUCGUUGAGAUGAGAUUCCACUGGGGAACGAAUAUCACCAACGGAUCAGAGCAUAAACUUGAUGGCCGGAGGUUUCCUAUGGAGAUGCAAAUUGUGGGUGUCGCUCAUGGAUUCGCUGAUGUGGAAGCCGCUUCUGCUAAUCAGUCAGGCCUGCUUAUGCUGGGAGUCUUCAUUGAUAUCGCCUCUGCUGAGAAUAAAGCAUUUAAAGCAUUAUCUCAGGCUGUGUCCAAUGUGAAGUACCCAGGUGAUUCCAUCAGCGUGACUCCUCCAGCACUGUCGGACCUCCUUCCUGAGGACCGUAAAUACUAUCAGUAUCACGGAGGCCAGACCGUUCCGCCCUGCCGCCAGACCGUGACUUGGAUUGUAUUUGAGAAGCCCAUUUUUAUCUCCAGAGAGCAGUAUUUGCCAUUCGUCACACGUCUGUAUUACACGGAUAAGAGCGACACUGCGGAGAAGUUACUGGUGGAAAACUAUCGAUUCAUUCAGCCGCGCUUGAACCGUCAAAUCUUUGUGUCAUCUGCAGUAGAUCUCACCUCUGGCUCUGCAAGCGCAGCUGCUCUAAACCAGCACGCAUCCAUCAUCAUGCUCCUCAUCCUCAUCAGCACAAUGCCUUAACAUCAAACAUGAAACUUUUCUCAUAAUUAUACUUUCCAUUCCAUCAAACCAGCAUUGUUAGAGUGUUUGAAUGCUUUCUAUUUCAAUCAUCUCAUUUUUUUUAAUAUCAUAACCAAGAGAAAGCAUUGCAAACCCAAAAAUGCCAUGACAAGGAACGUUUACACAAAAAAAAAAAAAAAAAAAAAACAGUGAUAAAAUCUUCUUUACUAAUUUUUUGUUCUCAUACUUUUAUUCUUUUAGAGCUUUCACCUGGACAUGGCAUGGUCUGGGAUUGGAUGCCUGUGCAAGAAUUCAUUUAAUUCAACAUAACCUUAAUUGUCCCUAAAGAACAAUUGAUAGCACGUAGGCAUGAAAGAAAAUCUAAAGGAAAAACCACAAGCUGAAUGAAGCAUGCAGAAAUACACCUCAAAUGUCCAGUAAAUGUCAGCGUUUCUUCGGGAUUCGAUGAGUCUGUUCCAUCGUAUCACAACGAUUAUUAGACGGGAGAUUGUUCUGUAAAUUGUGAAAGUUUUUUUUUCUAAAUACCUAGACAGGUCCUCUAUUUUUUUUUACUGCUAUUAAAGCAUUUUUUGUCUCUUUAUUAAUAUUAUAUAAUAUUAAUUCCUGUGCAAGAACAAGUUUGCAAGUUUGAUUUUGACAUUGUGGGUACAAAAAAAACAAAAAAAAACAUUUUAUUUUUGCCAUUUACCUGACUUAAACAAUAUUUAAAAGGGUACUUUUGGUGACAUAACCUUAUUUAUUAGGGUUACACAAUGAAGCCAGUAAGAAUCCUGGCAGGGCAAGUAAAAAACUGAACCAUUAGAUUUCCUCCAGAUUUCCUCCAGCAUUUAAUGGACAACCAUUAAACGGGCAGCUUAGUGUGUACUGUACUGUUACUUGUUAUUUGAACUAGCCGAAUACAUGUCUAGGUUUGACAUUAGAAAUAUAAAUAUUUGUCAACAGAAAUAUACUGCUGGAAUAUUUGUUUUGUCUAGUUUGCCCUGGUGGACAUGGCACACUGCAAUACUGUUCGGUCUCGCUUGUGUCAUCAUUGAUCUGAGCCAUGUUUUUAUUCUUCUGAGCACUCUGAUGGACCUGUGGUUGUUUGUAAGGCUCUAUCCUUCUAUGCUUGUGACUGGUAGUUGUUUGUGACUAGAAAUUGUUAUUGCCAGUGAUUGUUUUUUGUAGAAAAUGACAAGGACAGGAGUGGAGACGAGUUGUCGUGACUUAGGUUCGUAAACAGCUUAUAGUAAGCCUUGGUAAGGAUAAGAUUAGCUUGAUCGGGAGGUGAGCAUGCGUUGUGCGUGUAAGCCAAUGACUGAUGAUUUUUUUUUUCCUCUAAAUGGUUUCUUGUUUGAAUAAUGCAUAUACAUAAAAUCUUGAUGUAAUCAAUGAUCUGCGCCCUGCCUCGCUAAUGCUACAGGAGGAGUUUGGGUCCUGUUGUGUAGCCGCACACAAUAAAGUUGUGAAACCUUUUUACUUUUG
This is a messenger RNA of Tachysurus vachellii, 2520 nucleotides long. RefSeq names its product carbonic anhydrase 4-like. Bases 97 to 1056 code for a protein of 319 amino acids. Gene Ontology annotation, molecular function: carbonate dehydratase activity; zinc ion binding. Gene Ontology annotation, cellular component: plasma membrane. Lineage: Eukaryota; Metazoa; Chordata; Actinopteri; Siluriformes; Bagridae. The transcript is spliced from 9 exons. The record is from RefSeq and is a predicted model, not a curated record.